AUGAAUAAUCGAGAAGAGGAAAAGCAGACCCAAUAAAUGGAUGAUACGUAAAUAUGUAAUUUAAGUAAGAGCAAAUAAUAAUGAUGAGGAGUAGAGGUAAUAAUAUUUAUAGGAUUUGCAAAAAAGAGUGAAAUAAUCAAGAAAAUAGCCUGAUUGCUUUGAAUGCUGUUUUGCAUAUUGGCUGUUCAUCUUUUUAGGAUUUGUAUUUAGAUAACUCUUCUUAAACAAAAUUAAUGAAACGCCUGAUGGUUGCGACUUCAUUGGAUAAAUUAUAACAGUUCUGUUAAUUUUGUUUUCGCUCUCUGCUUUUUGUAGAUGCAUUGAUGGUUGCUGCAUUUUAAUACCCUGCAAAAAUACUAGUUGUUUUCAUUUAUCAUUAAGAUUUCACGAUCUCAAUAAUGAUAUCAAUUAUCAGACAUGCAAAUGGAGCUUGAUUAUAUUGACUGUUAUUUGGCUACUCAAUUAUAGUUGCAUUGUAUUUUGGCCUAUGUUUAUUUUCCUAUUGAUCACCUGGAUAUUAAUAUUAGUAUGGAAGCGAAUGGAAAAUGAAUGAUAGAUUUAUUGAAUAAUAAUUUUAAAAC
This is a messenger RNA of Paramecium octaurelia, 581 nucleotides long. The record is from the annotation of a GenBank genome assembly. NCBI's taxonomy places the organism in Eukaryota, Ciliophora, Oligohymenophorea, Peniculida, Parameciidae.